Molecule: messenger RNA, 555 nt
Organism: Staurois parvus
Lineage: Eukaryota; Metazoa; Chordata; Amphibia; Anura; Ranidae
Source: the annotation of a GenBank genome assembly
GUGAGGUCUGAUGCCGUAUUUUGGGUGGAUUCAGAGACGUUCCUUCAGUCCGCUGGUGGUGUAUCCGUCUUCAUGUUGGGCCGGCCAUUAUGUCAUGUGAUUUCAUUACACAGGAUGGGCCCCGAGAGGAUCUUUCCAAACCAGAGUGAGGAGGUGGGGGACCCCCAGGAUGCUGGGCCUGGAGACUGGAGUGCCGGAGAAGAGGAGGAGGAUGAGGAAGGGCAGAGCGGAUACCAGUACCAACCACUGAACCAGGAUCCGGAGGACACAGCCCAGACCGAGAGCGACCUACAGGAGAGGCUACAGGCUCUGAGGCUCCACCUUCCGGACCCGCCUGUGGACAGCGAGGAUGAGGAGGAGGGUGACACCGCACACAACUCCAUUCCGAUGGACGCAGACCACGUGGAGCUGGUGAAGAAGACGAUGGCGGCAGUGAAGUUGCCCUCUGUGUCCGUCCCGUUGUGGGCGCAGCAGAUCUCCGAUGCAGAUUGGGAGCACCUUGUACACCAGACCAUCCAAUCCCGAUGUGCAGCCCCAUCAUCCAGCAAGAAAUGA